Messenger RNA from Aspergillus mulundensis, 378 nucleotides. RefSeq lists its product as uncharacterized. The record is from RefSeq and is a predicted model, not a curated record. Bases 1 to 378 code for a protein of 125 amino acids. The transcript has a single exon. NCBI's taxonomy places the organism in Eukaryota, Fungi, Ascomycota, Eurotiomycetes, Eurotiales, Aspergillaceae.
AUGCUUGUGGCGGCGGUUGGCAUGAUCAACAAUGGUGGGUUGGCGGAGCAGAUCCUGAACGACGACGACCUGGAUGUGAUCCUGGUUGGGAGGGCGUUCCAGCGCGAUACAGGCCUCGCAUGGCACUUCGCCAAGGACUUGGAUGUUGAGAUUGCCAUGGCCAUCUGCAUAUCAUGUCCUCUCAACACCAUCAACCGCCUGAGCCCAGAGUGUAUAUCAAAUGGCACACGAUCCCAGACGUUGACAACCCAGCCCUCCCCUCCCAAGGCCUUGAAGCCACCCGUCAACAAUAUCGACCACCUCAUCGUCAGCGUCAACGCAACGCAGACAGUCGCAGCCCUGCAGGAGGGAGGUUGGGGUUUGCACGGAGGUCAAUGA